AUGUAUGCGAUCGCUAACGAUCUACGUACUCCAACACUAAUCGAGCUGCAAAUGCUACUUGGAGUCUCUGCACGGAAGCAUGACUACAAAAGAAAUCGAAAAUCGGUGAGCGAACGGAAACCAAGACAAGCAUACUCUGCAAGACAGUUGGAUAGAUUGGAGUCUGAGUUUCAGAACGAUAAGUAUCUAAGUGUGAACAAGAGAAUUCAGUUGUCCCAAACUUUGAAUCUAACCGAGACUCAAAUCAAGACAUGGUUUCAGAAUAGAAGAACUAAAUGGAAGAAGCAAUUGACGUCUUCAAUCCGUCAAAUGUGCAAAGAAGUCCCUUCGACUCCUGUCGUCCCAUUCCCAGCUCUUCUCUCCCAACCAAACACUUCGCUUGCCACGUCACUAAUCUCUUCUCUCAACACCAGUGUUUCCAGACAAGAAGAAUCCUCAUCGGUCAUUGAUAAUCAUGAAUAA
Caenorhabditis briggsae is the source of this 462-nucleotide messenger RNA. RefSeq names its product Protein CBR-CEH-19 (gene Cbr-ceh-19). The record is from RefSeq and is a predicted model, not a curated record. Lineage: Eukaryota; Metazoa; Nematoda; Chromadorea; Rhabditida; Rhabditidae. Gene Ontology annotation, biological process: regulation of DNA-templated transcription. Bases 1 to 462 code for a protein of 153 amino acids. Gene Ontology annotation, molecular function: DNA-binding transcription factor activity, RNA polymerase II-specific; DNA binding. The transcript is spliced from 4 exons.